Messenger RNA from Glarea lozoyensis ATCC 20868, 480 nucleotides. RefSeq lists its product as uncharacterized. Bases 1 to 480 code for a protein of 159 amino acids. Lineage: Eukaryota; Fungi; Ascomycota; Leotiomycetes; Helotiales; Helotiaceae. The transcript has 2 exons. The record is from RefSeq and is a predicted model, not a curated record.
AUGAAUAGUGUUCGGAUUGUCUCAACCUGCACUUCCUUCACAAAAGAGACAAUCGUUGUCAAGAUAGAACUUCGUUGUUGCUCCGCAAGCCCCACUUCAAUAACCCUCUCUCGUCUCGCGACAUAUUCGAUCAUUAUCUCUCAACUAUUUUCUAAAUCGACACUACUGAAACAAGUCAUCAAGAUCACCAUGCGCAAACCUAGAGGCUUGGAUCUGGCAAAGAUCCCAUCGUGUGGAAUCGAAGAAGUCGACAAACAUUUCACCGAUGCAAAAGCUAUCAUCGAAGAGGCUCGUGCCUUCGACAAAAAGAACUACGGACCAGAACGUCAAAAGCUUGACGGAAGAUUGACGCGAACCAUGACGGAGUUGAAUAAUUUAGAAAAGACGGAGCUCGUGAAAGCUCGGGACGAUAUUAUUGGCUACAUCAAAGUUGUACGUGGAGCAGUGUGUAACGAGAGCGAAUUACUGGAUGAUGAUUGA